AUGUUUGGAGAUGAUUUCAGCGUCGUGGCCCAGACAAGCGACGCUGUUGCAAUGUCUCCUAUUAGCACAAAAUCAUCGGCGUCCAGUCCCUCGCUCUCCUUCACCCCGGAUCAGCAUACCCUGAAGCGUCAGCAGGACCGUGCUCGCAGAGAUUCGCGCCUCAACGCCAGAUUACGCCGCUACAGCAACUCUUCCUUUGCAGACUCGACCAUUAUGAGCCCGAGGGAUACUAUCGGGAAUCUUGGACUUGCAGUCUACAACCCGACAACCCAUACGACGGUGCCUUUGAUGGCCGAAUCACCCCACCUCAUGCCAACAUCGUCAUACCUGCCCUCUUACAGUCCUACGUCAGAGACCUCGCACGGCUACUCACUGUCCUAUCAACAGCCACUUCCGCAGUCGUACAAUCUACCCAUGGAUUACUCAAACGGAUACAUAGGCGCGAGUGACUUUGGGUGCCAGCUUGAGGUCGAGUCAACAAACAACAUCUUCAGUUCCUCAUGGCCAAGAAGGCAACAUGAUGUACCAAUUGCCAAGAAGCCCCUCCAGUGGCCCCCACGAUCUCUCCCCCUCCGGAGCCGCAUCGAGCCGGCCGAAGCCUCGAUGCUGGGACCAUGGGUGCAAUGGACGCCAGUUCUCUACGUUUAG
This is a messenger RNA of Cordyceps fumosorosea ARSEF 2679, 648 nucleotides long. RefSeq lists its product as hypothetical. The transcript is spliced from 3 exons. Bases 1 to 648 code for a protein of 215 amino acids. The record is from RefSeq and is a predicted model, not a curated record. NCBI's taxonomy places the organism in Eukaryota, Fungi, Ascomycota, Sordariomycetes, Hypocreales, Cordycipitaceae.